AUGAGUUUCCAACCUAAUCCCAAGGACUCGAUGAAGUCCACUUGGCGUCGUCUGGAUCGCGGCGAGUGGACCUUCUCUCAUUGGUUCUACGAAAUCCUCGGCAUUCACCCCUCCGUAUUAGAUAAGGAUGUGCCUGUUCAUCCUAAGGAGGACAAGGUACCAUGGGUGCCCGAGUGGCAUAUGCACCGCUGGGUGCUUGUUCAUUCCUUUAUUCCGCUCGCUAUUCACCAUGUUUAUACCGCCUAUACCGGGAACAACCUCAGUCCUUUCGCCGCUUUCGUUUUCUACAGUGUCGCCUUCAAGGCCAUCGCCAUUCACGAACUCCAAAUGCUUCGCCGUCUGGGUCACGUCCUCGGAUUCUUAGACGGUGACCAGCACGAACGCGAUGGCGUGCCCGACGUGGGUGUGGCCAAAGUGGCUCAGUCGCUCAUUUCGACAUCGACUUUCCGGCCUAUCUUCACCGUGUUCCUCAGCUACCGCAGCCAUCUAGCCCCGGACUCGAUGAACUGGGCAUGGCUUCCUUUGGAAGCAGGCCUCUACGGCAUUAUCCUUGACUUCUGGUUCUAUUGGUAUCACCGCCUGAUGCACGAGAUCGGCGGUCUCUGGAAGUACCACCGCACGCACCACCUCACCAAACACCCCAACCCGCUGUUGACCCUCUACGCCGACACUGAGCAAGAGUUCUUCGACAUCGCCGGUAUUCCUCUGCUCACAUACUUCAGCAUGAAGUUGAUGGGCAUGCCCAUGGGAUUCUACGAGUGGUGGAUCUGCCAUCAGUACGUGAUGUUCGCCGAACUGGCUGGUCACAGCGGGCUGCGUCUUCUCGCCGUGCCCCCUAACACGCUAUCCUGGGCGCUGCGACUCUUCAACGCCGAACUGAUCAUUGAAGACCAUGAUCUGCACCACCGACGCGGAUGGAAGAAGAGUGCCAACUACGGAAAGCAGACGCGCCUUUGGGACCGGAUCUUUGGCACCUGCGGGCCUCGGGUGGAGUGCUAUGAGGAUAACAUCGACCUGGACAACCGUGUGUCUAUGCCUCUCAUUUGA
Messenger RNA from Aspergillus steynii IBT 23096, 1047 nucleotides. RefSeq names its product sterol desaturase family protein. Bases 1 to 1047 code for a protein of 348 amino acids. Gene Ontology annotation, molecular function: iron ion binding; C-4 methylsterol oxidase activity. Gene Ontology annotation, biological process: ergosterol biosynthetic process. The record is from RefSeq and is a predicted model, not a curated record. The transcript has a single exon. NCBI's taxonomy places the organism in Eukaryota, Fungi, Ascomycota, Eurotiomycetes, Eurotiales, Aspergillaceae.